AUGGCCUGGAGACAACGAGGAACAAACAGCCUACGAGGCUUGAUGGACAAUCUCGGCAGCAGCUCAUCUACAGGAGGCAGUAAUAGUGCAGGUGGUGGUCGAGGGAUAGUAGGCAGUGCAGGAACGUUAUUAGCACUUGGAGCUCUGGCUGUUGGAGUGAAUGCCAGCUUAUUCAAUGUUGAUGGAGGUCAUCGAGCUGUCAUGUUCUCUAGAAUUGGUGGUGUCAAGAGCAACGUUUACAAUGAAGGAACGCACUUUCUGAUUCCUUGGUUUGAAUCUCCCAUCGUAUACGAUGUCCGUGCUAAGCCCCGAAACAUCGCCUCUCUCACUGGAACUAAAGAUCUUCAAAUGGUUAACAUCACUCUAAGGGUGUUAUCACGACCACGAGUUGAAGAACUACCUCGAAUCUUCAAGACUCUGGGUAUCGAUUACGAUGAGCGAGUCUUGCCAUCCAUCGUCAACGAAGUCCUCAAAUCUGUAGUUGCUCAAUUCAACGCUAGUCAGUUGAUUACCCAACGUGAACGAGUAUCACGUCUGAUCCGUGAACAACUGGUUCGACGAGCAUCAUCAUUCGACAUUAUUCUUGAUGAUGUCUCCAUUACCCAUAUCGCAUUUUCACCGGAAUUCACCCAUGCCGUUGAAGCCAAGCAGAUUGCUCAACAAGAAGCACAACGUGCUUCAUAUGUGGUCGACAAGGCCAAACAAGAAAAGCAGUCGAUUGUAGUCAAGGCUGAGGGAGAAGCCAAGUCAGCUGAAAUGAUUGGAGAGGCUAUUCGUAAAAACAAGGGAUUUUUGGAUUUACGACGUAUUGAAACGGCCCGAGAAAUUGCUACAAUCAUAGCCGCAUCGAGCAAUAAAGUGUAUAUGGAUGCUAGUACGCUCUUGAUGAAUGUGAACGACUUGACGCCGGCUCAAGAGGACAAGAAACGAUAA
Messenger RNA from Synchytrium microbalum, 933 nucleotides. RefSeq lists its product as uncharacterized. Bases 1 to 933 code for a protein of 310 amino acids. Lineage: Eukaryota; Fungi; Chytridiomycota; Chytridiomycetes; Synchytriales; Synchytriaceae. The record is from RefSeq and is a predicted model, not a curated record. Gene Ontology annotation, cellular component: mitochondrion; membrane. The transcript has 6 exons. Gene Ontology annotation, biological process: mitochondrion organization.